AUGGGGAAACGAAGGUCCAAGACGGCGAAACAAAAGCAGGCGAAUGCCAAGAAAAAGAAUGGGAAGAAAACUUCUUUGGGGGGUGUCGCUGUGUCAAAGGGAAUGACAAGUAAAUUUCAACAACAAACAAAGUCGUCUGCUAUCCUUUCUGUCGAAGUGUCCAACAAGAAUAAUUAUGGCAAUGCUGCAAACGGAAAGAAAAUAACGGAAGCUUCAUUGAGGCAAAAGCUAAAGGCGAAAACCAAGAAGGUCUUUAUGCCAACUCCUGCUAAAACUGCUGGAGCUCUUCCCAGCACUGGUGGAGAGAAAAAGUCCUCAUUGAAAGGUGACGAACAAGCUGAAUUCAAACGUCAACUGGCCUCCUUGCAAGAGCGACAGAUGGCAGCUCAGAAAAAGAAACCGUCCAAAAAGGGCGGUGCUCUAUCGUUUGGUUUUCAAGAGGCCACCUUCUCUUUCCAGAAAACUCCCCAUCAAAUGCUACAGGAAACCACUCGGCGGAUGGAAACCAUGACGGGUGUGGGACAGCAAGGGAUUGGUUCUUUUUCGUCCACACCAAUACGGACAAAUCAGUCUUGGGCUGUCGCCAUCAAAGAACCAACGUCGCCAAUAGCGCAUAAGAAUCCAUUUGAUGCAUUGGGAGGAGACACCGAUGAUUGGGGUGAUGAAGACAACAAUCAAUGGAUGCAACAGCCCAAACAACAAAAACAAGAAGGACAAAAACAAGGCGCUGCGAGUCUAUUCUCCAUGGCGCCACCUACCUUUUCGUUGCUCCCAACAAUCACGCCCACACCAGCUACAUCGCCACACCCAAAUCGAUUCGGAGAAGAGGAGGAAGAAAUCGAUCCUGACUUGUAA
Cylindrotheca closterium is the source of this 855-nucleotide messenger RNA. The record is from the annotation of a GenBank genome assembly. Lineage: Eukaryota; Bacillariophyta; Bacillariophyceae; Bacillariales; Bacillariaceae.